AUGGGGCAAAAAGGGAAAGUUGGCAGAAUUUUAGAAUUACGAGGACCUCCAGGAUUGAAAGGAAUGCCUGGAAAAUGUGGACCUCCCGGUCCUGUAGGUGAUCCUGGAAAGAGAGGACGUAAUGGAAUGGAAGGUAAAACUGGAAUUGAUGGAAAACAGGGAAAUCAAGGAAUUCCAGGUGGAUGUGGACAUUGUCCUAAACCUAUUAUAGUGACGAAUAAGUUGAUUGAUAAUUAA
This is a messenger RNA of Meloidogyne enterolobii, 237 nucleotides long. The record is from the annotation of a GenBank genome assembly. Lineage: Eukaryota; Metazoa; Nematoda; Chromadorea; Rhabditida; Meloidogynidae.